GCGUCCAGACGCCCGGGGACUACAACCGUAUGGAGAUGAUCUUCCGAGAGGUGCGAAAAACUAUCAUCAAUAUGCUGGGAUGAGACGAUCUUUGCAUAAAAUUUAUCACCUUAUCGAUGGAAACGGUCAGUCGGCUUCCAGCUUUCAGUGCUACCGGAGCUAGCGAGUCUACCGGACAGUUUAGUGCUUCAAGUGACGGUGCUCUCCGAGUCCGAGUGUGACAGAAACCGUGGAGUAGCGAGUGGCUGUAUCGAUCUUAACGCAUCUCAGUAGGCGGCGAAUCCAGCUGUCGACACAUCUUCUGUCGGACGAUGAACGCAGCACCAUUGAAACACUUUGCUCUGUUUCAGCUCUCUGUACUAGCGGUUAUUCUGCUAGCGGGACAGGCUUUGGCUGCCCCGCAAGGUGAUGCCUACGCAGAGUACCCAAACGGCGCCUUCAACGAUCGUGUCCCCAACAAUGAGAACAACCAACAGUUCAAAGAGUAUGCCGAUUUCUUAACACGCUUCGACGAAUGGGUCACGGGCAAGAAGGUACCGAUCCCGGCCGAUCCCGUCACCGAUGCUCUGCACCAGAAUUUACCACCCGAUGCACCAACGUUCGGGCAGGUCCGUGUCGCUCGGAAUACCGUCCACAAGCGGGAGGAUAAACCGGACGAGUCGCUCAUUAGCAAGGAUAAAGACUUUGGUGAACAUAUCGAGGAUAAGGUGCCGGAAACGACAACCAGCUCCGAUCCGAAGUACGGUGAUUUCAUCAAGGAACUGAAACGCUUCGACCCAUACCUCAUCGGACGCAAUGUGACGAUCCCACACAAUGCGACCGCCGACCGGGUCUGGAACAGUAAGGAGGCCGGGCAGCAUUAAGUGAUUCGUUAUCAGUAUUUAUCUUCCGUGUGCGCGUUUGUGUUUUUUGUGUACUUACAUUAAGUAAUGCUAUUCUCGGGUUACUAACCACCAACAAGAAAGUUUUAAAAAAUCUAUUUAAAUAAUAAAGCGACGUUUGUAAAAUUUGUGAAA
This is a messenger RNA of Anopheles stephensi (Asian malaria mosquito), 1016 nucleotides long. RefSeq lists its product as uncharacterized. NCBI's taxonomy places the organism in Eukaryota, Metazoa, Arthropoda, Insecta, Diptera, Culicidae. The record is from RefSeq and is a predicted model, not a curated record. Bases 312 to 863 code for a protein of 183 amino acids. The transcript is spliced from 2 exons.